Messenger RNA from Patella vulgata (common limpet), 5477 nucleotides. Its product is annotated as aspartate--tRNA ligase, cytoplasmic. The coding region runs from base 282 to 1871 and encodes 529 amino acids. Gene Ontology annotation, biological process: aspartyl-tRNA aminoacylation. The transcript has 15 exons. Lineage: Eukaryota; Metazoa; Mollusca; Gastropoda; Patellidae. The record is from RefSeq and is a predicted model, not a curated record. Gene Ontology annotation, cellular component: cytosol; cytoplasm; aminoacyl-tRNA synthetase multienzyme complex. Gene Ontology annotation, molecular function: aspartate-tRNA ligase activity; RNA binding; ATP binding.
UCUGCGAGACAUGACUGAUGGAUCCGUCCGCCAAAUAUUAAACUUGCAAUAGUAAACAAAUACAUUUGGCGGAAUUUCAAUGAAAAUAAGACCAACAACCUAAACUUCCCCUUCUCUUCACCUCCAUCUUGAGCGGUGUAUGCUGGGAUUGGCACGUGUGUGCGUUGCGCGAGUUUAAUGUCCAGUCCAUUGCAUGAGACAGAUUACAACAUUGUUGCGGUUCAGUUACUUCAUUAUUCAAUCACAACACGUGUUAUUCGCCCACCGGCAAAGCUUUAACCAUGGAAACCGAGAAAACUACUGGAGAAGAAGUUAUUGGGUUGGAUGGGAAACCCACUUCUAAAAAAGGUUUAAAAAAACAACAGAAAGAAGCUGAAAAAGCUGCUAAGAAAGCGGAGAAACAACAACAAAAACAACAAACAACUGAGACAGAGAGUGAAGACUAUGCGAAAGAAAACUAUGGCAACUUUCCUCUUAUCCAAUCAGCUUCUAAAGUUGAUCGCAAACUUCAGAAAGUUAGUCAGCUGACCCCAGAAUUAUCCAAUCAAAAAAUAUGGGUGCGUGGUCGUCUACAUACUAGUCGUAGUAAAGGUAAACAGUGUUUUUUUGUGAUUCGCCAACAGAAAUGGUCGAUACAAGCUCUUCUGUCAGUUGGUGAUAAAGUCAGUAAACAAAUGAUCAAGUUUGCUGCCUCGAUAAACAAAGAGUCUAUAGUUGAUGUAGAAGGUCUGGUGAGAACAGUAAAUAAAAAAAUUGAAUCCUGUUCACAGACAGAUGUUGAAUUACACGCUGAGCAGAUUUGGGUGGUGAGUUCUGCUGCACCACAGUUACCCUUACAGAUUGAAGAUGCUAGCAGAAGAGAAGGUGACGGGGAACUAGCGACAGUAAAUCCCGACACCCGUCUGGAUAACAGAAUAUUAGAUCUACGAACCACAACUAGUCAAGCUAUAUAUAGAAUUGAAGCAGGCGUCUGUCGAUUAUUCCGUGAUUACCUCACAUCAGAAGGUUUCGUAGAAAUUCAUACGCCAAAAAUAAUAUCUGCUGCGUCAGAAGGAGGAGCAAAUGUUUUUACUGUAUCCUAUUUUAAAACUCAGGCCUACCUGGCCCAGUCUCCACAACUCUACAAACAAAUGGCCAUAUGUGGAGAUUUUGACAGAGUUUUUACAGUUGGUGCUGUUUUCCGAGCAGAAGAUUCUAACACACAUCGUCAUUUAACAGAGUUUGUGGGUCUAGAUAUGGAGAUGGCAUUUAGCUAUCAUUAUCAUGAAGUUUUAGAUGUUAUAGGAAACCUCUUCUGUUCUAUAUUCAAAGGUUUACAACAAAAUUUUGUUGAAGAAAUAGAAAUGGUACAUAAACAAUUUCCCGCUGAACCUUUUAAAUUUUUAGAACCCAGUUUACGACUAGAUUACAGCGAAGGAGUUCAGAUGUUGAGGUCUGCUGGGAUAGAAAUGGAGGAAGAUGAAGAUCUGAGCACGCCCAAUGAAAAAUUACUGGGUCGUCUGGUUAAAGCAAAGUAUGAUACUGAUUUCUUCAUCCUAGAUAAAUUUCCUCUGGCUGUUCGACCAUUUUAUACCAUGCCUGAUCCUAACAAUAAGAAAUGGUCCAACUCGUAUGACAUGUUUAUGAGAGGUGAAGAAAUAUUAUCAGGAGCUCAACGUAUUCAUGACCCAAAAUUCCUGAUGGAACGGGCCAAGGAACAUGAAAUAGAUGUCAGCAAAAUAAAAGCUUAUAUAGAUGCCUUUAAAUAUGGAGCCCCACCACAUGCUGGUGGUGGAAUAGGUAUGGAACGAGUACUGAUGUUAUAUCUGGGACUGGAUAACGUUCGAAAAACAUCUCUAUUUCCCCGCGAUCCUAAACGACUUACGCCCUAAUUUAUUGUUAUAUUGUUUAUUUAUCUUAGCCUCAAUUAAUCUACUACAUUUCAAAAUGUCUGAAACUGUUAAAGUCACUCAUCUUCGUUUGAGAGAUAUAAGAUUUGUUCGAAAUUAAAAUAUUGUGAAUGUUGAAUCUCUAAAAUUGGUUCACUUCUGUGUAUUACUUACAAUCUGAUUACAAUACAGAUCUAUAUUUCGUUUCAUUUUUUUUUUUUUUUAUACUUUCAAUGACCUACACUACAUGAAGAUUUGACUGGUUGUAGUAAGGUCGCGUCAGGGGUUGUUGAUGCUUCUAGUGGGUUACCCACAGUUCCAUGCACCUCAGGCCUAAAACCCGCCGUAACAGACUGUUUCAUUGACUAAUCCCUCACAUCAUUCAGAAUUCGUGUUAUAUAAAAACUCUUCCAGAUCCUAGUGUAGUUAAAACAAGUAAAACAAAAUUUUAAACCAUAAAUACGAAACGAAAUAGGAUCUCUGUUUUAAUCAAAUUGUAUUACUUACGAAGAUAUGAUGAACAUAAAAUUCUGAAAUAUUUGACAUCGGCUGCAGACGAUAUAAAAAAUGCCAUCGUCACCUCUAAGUAUUGGGUAAAAUUUUUAAUCCAACUGAAUCCAAGUCAGAAGGUUAUCUCCCCUUGAUAUUUUGGUUUCGUUAAGUAAUCAAUUUGAAUGUAAUUUUAACGUGGUUUAAGCUGUGAGAAAAUAGACAUUUUCUGAAAGAUACUAACACUGUAACCCGGCUAUCAUUUAAUCUUGUGUAUCUAGCACUUAUUUCUAUUAACAUGCAUUUAAUAUCAAAACUUAGUUUAAAAAUUCGUAAAAAUCGUUUAAAUUCACCAAAAAUGAAUGUGAAAGCUUUUUAUUGGGCUUCCAAGUUGAUUUUAAUAUUUACAUCAAUACACAGGGAUAGUUAGUUUAUUUAAGAUAUUUAUUACAAAGUUUAUGAUUGAUUGACAUUGGACAUCAGGUGAAUACAGAUUUAUGACAAAAGGGAGAUAAUAUUGGGGCAAAAAAUCAUAUUAAAAUCAGGGGCCUUAUUUACAAAUAAGAAACAGACUUUUCAUUGGUUGACAGUUACAAUUCUAGUACAAAUUGUAGCUCUUAUCCAAUGAAAAAGCUGCUUUCUUAAAGGGACAAUAACACUCUUGCUGGCUUGACAGCUCCAGAAAAUAAAUAAUAGCCUUAUUCUAAGUACUAGAUGUGUUAGUGUCCUACCUGUUGUGUAAAUUAUCCAUUAAACCCUAUUUUACUUGUCCAGAGGGUUCGAAAAUAUUUUUAAAUCCAAGUCACAUUUGAAAAGGUUUACGUUAGGCUUUUCAAAUCAUUUAGUUGAAUUUUUCCAAUUUUUUAAAUUAGGUGUGUUAAGAUGAAAUUUGUAUCACAAAUUAAUUGGAAUAUCGUAAAAAAAGUACAAUUUGUUGACCAGAAUAAAGAUUGGGAUAUAUUAUUCAGUUACAACAAGAGUGGUAUUGAGCCUUUAACAUAUUUUAGUUUAGAUUGUAUAAGGCUCAAUAGGCCUAACAUCUAACAGAAUGACUAAUUUGUAUAUUAAGGUGAUAUAUAUUUUUAAACUAUUGUGUAGGGUUAUUUGAUUGAUUGUGUCAAUAUAUCAUGUUUCGCUCAAUAUUAAAAAAACUCUUGAUUUGAAUUUAAACCGUGUGUCUUUCUAUGAUUAAAGCUAUUUGUAUAUUAGAUAUUGUUCCAGUGAAACAUCCUUCUUUAUGUACCAUACUGUAUCUGUAGAAUUAUGUACUAUGAAUACGCUGUAUCAUAAGGUCUGUCAUUGAGUCAACUGGGAUGGUUUCGAUUCCCCUGGUGUAGGUUACAAGGAGUAGGGUUGCCUGUCCAACCUCGUGGGUUUUCUCCGGGUUCCUUCCACUGAUCAAGAUUCCUACGUGCCAGAAGAAUUAUUGAAAUAAAAUUGAACCAUGUGUUAGUCCUGAAAUGACUUAGUUUGUAUCCAGUGGAUGUUAAACCCCAUCUCUCUCUCUCUCUCUCUCUCUCUUUGUACUAUGAAUAUUGUUAACUAAGGAGCACCUGAAAUACCUGAUUCCACCAUGAUAGUUUCUAUUGGGAUCAUACAUUGUUGGAUACCUGUGGCUUUGUUGUUGAUAUUUUGUUUGUUACAAGUUUGAAAUUAGAAGAAUAAUAUGUUUUAUUGUGUUCCGCGAAAAAAUAAAUUCAGGUGUAUUUAGAGUAAAACCUGAACAUGUGAGAAUACAGGUUAAAGAGGCAUUAUGGGAGAUUCAAUCUGGUUAAAACACAGAUCCUAUUUCGUUUCGUUUUUAUAGUUCAAAAUUUCGUUUUACUUGUCUUUACUACACUUGGAUCUGGAAGACUUGUUAUUUAACUCAUGUUCUGCUUGAAAUGAGGGGUCAGCCAAUCAAAUGGUCUGUCGAAUCGAGUGUUUGACCUUUUUUGUCCGGAACUGUGGGUAAUCCACUAAUAACAUCAAUGCUGAUUGGUUAAUCAAAUGUCUGACGUCAUAGGUCAAAAGUCGGUCUUUUGACCCCUGAUGUGACCUAUGGUUAUAACUUGUCAGAUCUUCAUGUAGCAUAGGCCAUCGAAAGUAUAAAAAAACGAAACGAAAUAUAGAUCUGUAUUUUAAUCAGAUUGUGCAAAGUUAUGAGUAUUUGAAGUUUUGACCGAUUGUGCAAAGUUAUGAGUAUUUGAAGUUUUGACAAGAUUUAGCUUUAGCUCUUAAAUGGCCGCUGUAUUCAAAUCUACUUAAUAAUCAGAGCGAUCCGAAGGCCCAGAGAGCUAAUUAUGGUCUUGUCAUGUUAAUUUUUUAUAAAAUUUUAAGCUAGUUAUAAGACCUGCAAUAAGCAGAUUUAAAUCUUCCAUAAUGCAUCUUUAAAGAUACGUUAUGGGAGAUAAGAUAAAGAGCUGGCAGUUCUCACUAUAAUAGUUAAAAACUAGAUAAUGUAAAGGCAAUUUGCUGAAAAUUUCAUUGAAAUUGAUCCACUAUGAACCGAGAACUAAGCGAUUGAAAUUUCCGCCUAGCCUCGAUCAUCAUUACUAAAGUUAGUACGAUAAACAGCAUAGUCUCGAUUAUCCAUUUAAUCCUUAAAUCGUGAAGGAAAGUUAUGCAGUAAAUCUGCUCAUAAUCCACUAAAGAUCAAAGGCUAGCGAUGCUAUCUAGAGUUGAUUAUGGUCUGGAUUGAUUAAUUAAUGUCUAAUUAAUAAUUUAGAUAACAUUUCAGGCCUAAAGAAAAACCUGCAAUAGGCAGAUUUAGCUCUUGCAUAAUGUAUGUUUAAAUAGAAUAGUAGCAAUAAUAAUUUGUUACAGAAUCUAAUAUGCAAAUUUGCUGGUUCAUCAGUUCUGAAUCGGCCAAUGAAUCUAUAGUGAACAGGUUUGUCUGUUGUCAGUUGAAGAAAGUAAAUUGUUUUAAUUCAUUACAUGUUAUUUGUUUUCUUUUAAAAAUUUCGCAAACAUUUUGUCGGGAAAUGAAAAAUUUCAAUAAUAUUAAUUUCAUGCUGCAUGAUUAUUUAGCUAUGAUUACGAUUUAUCGGAAAUACAUGAAACAAUUGUUUGUUGAUUGAUGUGAAAAUGAAUUUGUUUUUGUAAAUUGGAAAAAUAUAUUGUAAUAAAAAUUUAAAUGAA